CAAAAGAAAAAAACGUAAAAUCAGGAGCUACGCGGAGAAACAAAUAAACAAACAAAUGUCAGAAAGAGAUUGAGAAAAAAAGAAGAAGAAGAAGCAAGAAUCUCUCUUCCCGUAGGUUGCGGUCACGAAUCUCGCAGGAAAUUUCUCUCGAUCGGUUCGUUCGUUUUCUCUGUAUGAUUGUUGAAUUCUCAAUCCCUUGGGGAAUAUUUUGUGAAGCAGAUUUAGAGGAACAAAAGAAAGGAAAGUAUGUUCUGAUCCGUGAUGGUGAUGAGGAGGACAAUGAGUUAGGAGGACUCUUCUCUAAGCCCCUUCCUUGCUUCGGUUUUGGAAUUGGAUGGUUAUCGUUUCUUGUUGGAUUCGUCUUCCCGUUUGCGUGGUACUUUGCCACAUUCCUAUAUCUCACUAGCUAUUACCGUAGAGAUCCACGUGAAAGAUCUGGUCUUGCUGCCUCUGCUAUUGCUGCUUUGAUAUUCAGUGUUGCACUUGUGAUCACCGUUCUUGUACUUGUUUUCUCGGGUCGCUAGAGUCUGAUGAUAUUCUUUCUGGCUGUGGCCUGUGGGUUUUCAGAGGAAACAAACAAGCAAGUAAACGUGUUCUGUUUUGAUGAAGAAGAGAAGGUCUACUGCUAUUAGAUUCAAAGUUUGGUUUGUUCUUGUACAUACUUUGUCAACUUCUAAAAGGUAAAAAAAUGUGAUACCUAACUGUUUGGAAGAGAUCUAUAUAGCUUCAGGCUUGUAUGUUAUUUUAUUCACAUUAGAGUCGUGAGCUAGACAAGAACCCGAACCGAGGUUAUGUCUGAUUAUUAUCUUCCGUGUUCAAAGUUUCUUUUAUCUAAAUGUUAUACACAUGAAUUGUGGUCUAAAUGAGUAUAACUUAAUGGCUG
Eruca vesicaria subsp. sativa (arugula) is the source of this 883-nucleotide messenger RNA. NCBI's taxonomy places the organism in Eukaryota, Viridiplantae, Streptophyta, Magnoliopsida, Brassicales, Brassicaceae. The record is from the annotation of a GenBank genome assembly.